Drepanopeziza brunnea f. sp. 'multigermtubi' MB_m1 is the source of this 2265-nucleotide messenger RNA. RefSeq lists its product as uncharacterized. Gene Ontology annotation, cellular component: membrane. Lineage: Eukaryota; Fungi; Ascomycota; Leotiomycetes; Helotiales; Drepanopezizaceae. Gene Ontology annotation, molecular function: magnesium ion transmembrane transporter activity. The record is from RefSeq and is a predicted model, not a curated record. Gene Ontology annotation, biological process: magnesium ion transport.
AUGGAUCAAACGGCACAUACCGCGCUGCUCGCCGCGAACCUGGUGUAUGCGAGAGCAGCUAAUACCACAGAGUCAACGACAGAUUCCAGGCCGCCGGUCUACAAAGCAAUCGGCAUAUCACUAGCCAUCGGCUCAGGCGUGUUCAUCGGAGUAUCUUUCGUAAUGAAGAAGGUCGGGCUACUGCGUGCCAAUGAGAAAUACGAAGAGGUUGCUGGCGAGGGCUACGGAUACCUCAAAAACGGGUUCUGGUGGUGCGGCAUGGUGCUGAUGAUUGUGGGAGAGGUGAUGAAUGCCGGGGCUUAUGCGUUUGUUGAUGCGAUAUUGGUGGCGCCUAUGGGGGCCUUGUCAGUGGUGGUCACGACCAUUCUGUCGGCGAUAUUCCUGAAGGAGAGACUAAGCUUAGUGGGCAAGAUUGGGUGUUUUCUGUGUAUUGUUGGAUCCGUUGUCAUUGCGAUGAACUCGCCCUCGGAGUCAUCGGUGGCCAACAUCGAGCAGAUGCAGGAUUUCGUUAUUGCCCCGGGCUUUCUCAGUUUCGGGGGAGUGGUGCUCAUUGCAUGCGCCGUGCUUGUAUUUUGGGCCGGUCCGAAGUACGGGAAAAAGACCAUGAUGGUGUAUCUCUCGAUUUGCAGCCUGAUGGGUGGACUCAGUGUGGUGUGUACACAAGGCUUUGGUGCUGCCGUCAUUGCCCAGAUUUCGGGGAAGCCCCAAUUCAACCACUGGUUCAUCUAUAUUCUGCUGGCUUUUGUCAUCUUUACACUUGUCACGGAAAUCAUCUAUCUCAACAAAGCACUGAACUUGUAUAACGCAGCCUUGGUCACGCCGACAUACUAUGUUAUUUUCACCAGCUGCACUAUUGUCACAUCUAUUAUUCUCUUCAAAGGGUUUAAAGGAUCCCCUACUUCAAUCGUCACUGUCAUUUUGGGAUUCUUUACUAUCUGUGCCGGGGUCGUUCUACUUCAAUUGUCGAAAUCCGCCAAGGAUGUUCCAGACGCUGCCGUAUUUGCAGGUGACCUGGACCAAGUCCGUACUAUUGCCGAACAAGAGCAGUCCGAGAUGGAGCCAAAAGCAGAUGCCAUUCGAGGAACAGCAGCUAUCGUCCGACGCAUUUCACAGGCCAGAGAUAAAAUGCAGUUAGCAGAAGCCAAGCGGCUACACGAAGAGAGACAGCUAGACCUUGUGCCCAUCGGCGAGAACGAGCACGUCGAAUGGGAUGGUCUCCGAAGACGUAGAACAACAUUCGGAACCAACAGUGUCCGCUCCCGCAGCGUCCGCUCCCGCGGCAACACGACCCCUUUUCCAGAAUUCGACACCCACACCCCAGUGCAACACAUACCCGUCCAGCAUCCACCGCUCGGCAUGUCGCGUUUCCCUACCGACUCCGAUGACUCCGACCACGAGGACCACCGCCCUAACACGGGCUCCUCGCUCUCCUUCUUCCAGCGUGCCCGCUCGAUCGUGGACCCCCGCUCCCGCAACACCACCCUACAAAAUUCAACCCAAAGCCCUAUGCACCCCGUCCCACUAACCGAAAUCUCCGUCCCGACCUAUAAAAGCGCGAUUGACGGCACUCCAACCUUCUCUUACGGCCACGACGCAGGGGGCGGCGGCCACACGUACAAUUCACCACCUGGGAAAACAGAAUACCAAGGCGCUGGUGAACGCCACGUUACGAUUGUGGAAGACUACCCCAGGCUUGGGAGCUCGGGGAGUCUGCAUCCGAGUAUGGCUCCUACGCCACCGCCACAUUCUGCGAGGAGACAAUUUUCGUUCCAGAACGUAUUCAGGAAGGGACAGUCACCAUCACAAAGGCAGGCUGGAGUCUUAUCCGAGGAACAAAAUCCCCAAGGGCAGUCCCGAUCGCCUAUGGCGCGCAAAGGUCUUGGAAAUCUUCGAGGCAGCACACCCGCUGUGAAAGGCGCCACGGAGGAAGAAAGACUUGGUCUCGUUAAGGGGGACACGAAUACAGAACGUCGGCCGGCGUUACCGACGUAUGAAGACGAAGACGAGGGGAGUGAAGCCAGUGGAAGCCAGGCAAGGAUGAGAAGUGAUAGCGAGGGUAGCAGGGAUCUGACGGGUGGGAGGAGGCAGCAUGGACUCGAGGCUGGCGGGGUGCUGGAACACCAGUACUAUGAUCCGACGAGCUAUGCACCACCUACCAGUGUGGGUAGAGGGACGGGGAGGCCGUUACCGCCGCCGCCGCCGGACGCCGACGACGAGUUUAUCGGUGGAGGAGGUGGCGCUGGCAGGAGCGGCGCGUUUGUAUAA